Pocillopora damicornis (cauliflower coral) is the source of this 2210-nucleotide messenger RNA. Its product is annotated as neuropeptide FF receptor 1-like. Gene Ontology annotation, biological process: G protein-coupled receptor signaling pathway. Gene Ontology annotation, molecular function: neuropeptide Y receptor activity. The record is from RefSeq and is a predicted model, not a curated record. Gene Ontology annotation, cellular component: plasma membrane. Lineage: Eukaryota; Metazoa; Cnidaria; Anthozoa; Scleractinia; Pocilloporidae.
GCCACGUUGUCCGCAGUUGCAGAAAAUUAAAGAUAAAAGUCGUUACUGUAAAUUUUUAAUUUUGGAAUGUUUUGACUAAUACGCACUGCGCGACAGGAAGCAUGAAAAUUAAUCAAGUUUCUGUUUGCAAAAUGAAGUUGUUUUGCUAUCACAUUUUAAAAAGGAUGGCAGGUGAGGUCCAACUUGUCAAAGAAAAAUGAGGUGUUUUGAAUAAAGAUUCUCGAUAUAGGUUACACAUCAGGUUUAGCAUUUUCGCAUGGUUGCCGAACCCAAAACUAAAAUCUUUCAGCGAGAAUCAGAAGCUUUAUCUUCAGUGCCCCAAUACAUAUAGAAUUUUUGCUGUGUCAAUUUUCUGAACUUUCAUUUUAAAGCAUAUCGGAACAUCAGCUUGACGAGGCAGGAUUUAAUUGAAUCCGUGGAGUAUGGGAAACAGCACCGACGAAUCGUCUCCGUCGCUUCCUAUGUUUCCAUUUUACCUGAGGGUUUUGAAGUUGAGUUUAUACGUCAUAAUUUUUGUUAUAAGCCUUGUCGCAAACAGUCUUGUUUGCAUCGUCAUUUUGAGACGUAAAAAAAUGAAGACAGUCACAAAUUAUUUCAUUCUUAACUUAGCCAUCGCUGAUCUGACGCUGAACUGUUUUUGCAUCCCAUUUGAUAUACCAGUACAAGAAUUGAACUCUAUCUGGCCGUACGGUUCAAUCAUGUGUAAAAUAUUGUACCCCAUACAAACACUGUUGCUCUUCGCCUCUGUGAAUACCCUAACAGCAGUGAGCCUGGCUAGGCAAAGGGCCAUUGUAUAUCCUAUGAAGAGGCAGCUGACCAAAUCUGGCGCUAAAAUAAUCAUAAUUGGAUUGUGGCUGUUUGCCUCCAUUCCCGUUAUUCCGUAUUUUCAAGCGUUACGAUUUAAUCCAGAGCUCCACAUCUGUGAGGAGAGCUGGAACGACUCCACCUCCACCAAAGUGUACACUUCAGUCAUCUUCUUCUUCCAGUAUCUCCUGCCAUUCUGUAUAAUGUUCACUGCAUAUUUUAGCAUCAGCCAAGAAUUGAAAAGAAGAGCGGAGAAUGGCAACCAGUCUAUGAAAGAUGUUCAGGAGUUGGAGGCCCGGAAAGUAGUACGCAUGCUGAAGGUGGUGACGACGCUGUUCGCUAUGAGUGUACUGCCAAACAACGUCAUGUGGCUCUGGCUGGAUUAUGGAGACGCUGAGAGGAAAUGCAAAUAUUUUUGGGAGUUGAUCGCCUUCACAAAUAUUCUAAUAUUUUCCAACAGCGCUGCCAAUCCUAUAUGUUACACUAUCUUAAAUGAAAAUUAUCGACAGGAAAUAUCGAGGUUAAUUGCAUGUAGAUCAUGCAAACUCCGGGACAUGCUUGGAAAAAAGGAAAACAAAGCUGUCAGUAAGCAACUUUCCAUUGAAGAAGCUAAGAAAAGAUCAUCCACCGUGUCAUCUUAUGUUAUGAAUAAAUUUCUUCUUGACAACUAGAACCAGCUGCAGGUAGUCAAUAUUGCCUCAGCUCAAUUAAAGACAUUUUCCGGCAGACGUCCUGUCAGGCAAUGAUUAUAAUGUUUCAUGGUAGCGCUUGCUACUCAUCUCGUCUUGCUACUACGAUUUUAAAGAUCAGGACGAUUCCGGGAGUAAUGUGCAAUCUUAAUUAUAAUGAGUACCAGUACUAGUAUUUGAAUACAAUAGCAGAUAGAUGCGUUUUGAUCAGUCUUGUUGGUUUAAUUCGUUAAGUUGAUAUGCUUUGUAAGAGUACCGCUGAUCAGAAUAACAUUAAACACAGUUUCUCCAGCCAUGUGCGUUUCAAGUUUUUCGAUGGAUUUCAUGGCCGUCUUGUAUAAGUAUGACCAUCUGUAUACUAUGUGUGGAUUGUUUUAGUUGUUGUUGUCACACAGUAAACAAUGGUUUUAUGGACGCGUACGAGUCAUUGAGUAAUGCUGUAGCAAGCCAUUAAAGGUUUGUUUGGCAGGAUAAACGAAUCAAACGAAGAUAAUGUUCGAGAAAGAGACAAGUUUUCUUUAACUUCAAAAGUCUCUUUCAUGUUCUCGAACAUUCGAAUUAACCAAUAGAAUGUUAAUUGACUGCUGGUUUGUAUUUGUAGAGUCCAUAUUUUAUGAAUCUUUACAUUAUCAUGCAUUUAAAGUAAGAGGAAUAACGAUAAGCACGACAUACUAAGUUUCAAAAUUAAAAAAAAAGGAAAUAAAAAGGUAUCAAAAA